Trichechus manatus latirostris (Florida manatee) is the source of this 7008-nucleotide messenger RNA. RefSeq names its product protein tyrosine phosphatase receptor type Z1 (gene PTPRZ1). The record is from RefSeq and is a predicted model, not a curated record. Lineage: Eukaryota; Metazoa; Chordata; Mammalia; Sirenia; Trichechidae. Gene Ontology annotation, biological process: peptidyl-tyrosine dephosphorylation. Gene Ontology annotation, molecular function: protein binding; protein tyrosine phosphatase activity. Bases 76 to 7008 code for a protein of 2310 amino acids. The transcript has 29 exons.
UGGGAAGAAGUAAUCAAGUUCCAUUUGUGGUAUGAAUGAUUUGGGGUUCUUAGAUAUAUUUUUUAAUUUGGACAAAUGUUUUCCUGUACAGUAAUCAAUUGGUUUUUCUUGGUUAUAGAUUGGGUUUAUGGAUACUACAGGCAACAGAGAAAACUUGUUGAAGAGAUCGGCUGGUCCUAUACAGGAGCACUGAAUCAAAAGAAUUGGGGAAAGAAAUAUCCAGCCUGUAAUAGCCCCAAACAAUCUCCUAUCAAUAUUGAUGAAGAUCUUACACAAGUUAAUGUGAAUCUGAAGAAACUUAAAUUUCAGGGUUGGGAUAAACCAUCUCUGGAAAACACAUUUAUUCACAACACUGGGAAAACAGUGGAAAUUAAUCUCACUAAUGACUACCGUCUCAGUGGAGGAGUUUCUGAAAUGGCAUUCAAAGCAAGCAAGAUAACUUUUCACUGGGGAAAAUGCAAUAUGUCAUCUGAUGGGUCAGAACAUAGUUUAGAAGGACAAAAAUUUCCACUUGAGAUGCAAAUCUACUGCUUUGAUGCAGAUCGAUUUUCAAGUUUUGAGGAAGCAGUUAAAGGAAAAGGGAGGUUAAGAGCUUUAUCCAUUUUAUUUGAGAUUGGAAUAGAAGAAAAUUUGGAUUACAAAGCGAUUAUUGAUGGAGUCGAGAGUGUUAGUCGUUUUGGGAAACAGGCUGCAUUAGAUCCGUUCAUACUGCUGAAUCUUCUGCCAAACUCCACUGACAAGUAUUACACUUACAAUGGCUCACUGACAUCUCCUCCCUGCACCGACACCGUUGACUGGAUUGUUUUUAAAGAUACCGUUAGCAUCUCUGAAAGCCAGCUGGCUGUUUUUUGUGAAGUUCUUACAAUGCAACAGUCAGGUUAUGUCAUGCUGAUGGACUACUUACAAAAUAAUUUUCGGGAACAACAGUACAAGUUCUCCAGGCAGGUGUUUUCCUCAUAUACUGGAAAGGAAGAGAUUCAUGAAGCAGUUUGUAGUUCAGAACCAGAAAAUGUUCAAGCUGACCCAGAGAAUUACACCAGCCUUCUUGUUACAUGGGAGAGACCUCGAGUAGUUUACGAUACCAUGAUCGAGAAGUUUGCUGUCCUUUACCAGCAGUUGGAAGGAGAAGACCAAACCAAGCAUGAAUUUCUGACAGAUGGUUAUCAAGACUUGGGUGCUGUUCUUAAUAAUUUACUGCCCAAUAUGAGCUAUGUCCUUCAAAUAGUAGCUGUAUGCACUAAUGGCUUAUAUGGAAAAUACAGUGACCAGCUGAUUGUCGACAUGCCUUCUGAUGACCUUGAACUUGACCCCUUUCCUGAAUUAAUUGGAACUGAAGAAGUAAUCAAGGUGGAAGAAGAGGGAAAAGAGAUUGAAGAAGACAUCAUUGUGAAUCCUGGUAAAGACAGUGCCACAAACCAAAUAAGGAAAAAGGAACCACAGAUUCCCACCACAACAAACUACAAUCGCUUAGGGACUAAAUACAAUGAGGCCGAGACUAACCGAUCCCCAACAAGAGGAGGUGAAUACUCUGGAAAAGGUGAUGUUCCCAACACAUUUUUAAAUUCUACUUCCCAGACAGUAACUGAAUUAGUCCCAGAAAAAGAUAUUUCCUUGGCUUCACAGACUGUAACUCAGCAGCCACAUCAUGCUGUGAGAGGUACUUCAGCCUCUUUUAAUGACGGCUCUAAGACUGCUCUUAGGUUUCCACAGAUGAACUUGUCUGGGACUGUGGAAUCUUUAAAUACAGUUUCUAUUACAGAAUCACCAGAGGUAUCUACUGAUAUCAGUGAGGAAGAGAAUUUAUUGCCCAAUUUCAAACUCGAUAGGGGAGCUGAUGAUUCUUCAGGCUCCAGUCCUACGACUUCUGCUAUGCCAUUCAUCUCUGAGAACCCAGAGGCAAUCACAAAUGAUGUCCUUAUUCCAGAAACUAUGAGAAAUGCUUCAGAAGAUUCAGUCUCAUCAGGCUUGGAAGAAUCUUUAAAGGAUCCUUCCAUUGAUGGAAACAUGUGGUUUCCUAGCACUACAGAUGUGACAACAGAGCCCGAUGUGGGAUCGGGUACAGAGAGGUUUCUCCAGACUAAUUACUCUGAGAUACAUAUUGAUGAAUCUGAAAAGACAACUGAGUCCUUUUCUCUGGACCCACUGGGGUCACAAGUUCCCUCAGUCACUGAUAUGGAAAUGCCACUUUAUUCUACCUUGGCCUACUUCCCGACUGAGGUAACACCUCAUGCUUUUACUGCAUCCUCUGGACAGCAUGACUCGGUUCCCACUGUCAACGUGGUUCUCUUGAAGACAACUCAACCAGUACACAAUGGUGAGACACCUCCUCAACCUUCCUACAGUAGUGAAGUCUUUCCUCUAGUCACCCCUUUGUUGCUUGACAAUCAGAUCCUCAACACUACCCCUGCUGCUUCAAGUAGUGAUUCGGCCUUGCAUGCUACACCUGUAUUUCCCAGUGUUGAUGUGUCAUUUGACUCCAUCCUGUCUUCCUAUGAUGGUGCACCUUUGCUUCCAUUUUCCUCUGCUUUCUUCAGUAGUGAAUUGUCUCACCAUCUGUAUACAGCUUCUCAAAUCCUUCUGCAAGUUACUUCAGCUCUUGAGAGUGAUAAGGUGUCCCUGCAUGCGUCUCUGCCAGUGGCUGGGGGUGAUUUGUUAUUAGAGCCCAGCCUUGCUCAAUAUUCUGAUGUGGUGUCACAUCAAACUACUACUCAUGCUGCUUCACAGACAUUGGAAUUUGGUAGUGAAGCUGGUGUCCUUUAUAAAACGCUCAUGUUUUCUCAAGUGGAACCAGGCAGCGCUGAUGUCAUGAUGCAUGCACGUUCUUCAGGGCCUGAACUUUCUCAUGCCUUAUCCGAUAAUGAGGGCUCCCAACACAUCUCCACUGUUUCUCACAGUUCUGCAAUACCUGUGCAUGAUUCUGUUGAUGUAUCUCAUCAAGGUUCCCUAUUUAGCAGCCCUAGCCAUGUACUGAUGCCUAAGUCUUCAUUAAUAGCCCCAACUGCAGCAUUGCUGCAGCCUACUCAUGCCGUCUCUGACGAUGUGGAGUGGUCUGGAGCCUCCUCUGGUAGUGAAUUUCUUUUACCUGACACACAUGGUCUGACAGCCCUUAACGUUUCUUCACCUGUUUCUGUAGCUGAAUUUACAUAUACAACAUCUGUGUUUGGUGAUGAUAAUAAGCUGCUUCCUAAAAGUGACAUAAUAUAUGGAAAUGAGACUGAACUGCCAAUUUCUUCUUUCAGUGAGAUGGUUUACCAUUCUCAAAGCACAGUCAUACCCGACCUGUAUGAAAAUGUAGAUAAUUUGAAUGCGUCUUUACAAGAAACCCCUACUUUCAUUUCUAGCACAAAGGGCGUACUCCCAGAGUCCGUAGCUUAUACCACCACUGAGGUUUUUGAUCAUGAAAUUAGUCAAGCUCCAGAAAAUGAUUUUGCCGUUCAGUCUACACAUACUGCAUCUCAAGCCUUUGGUGACACUUUGCUUAAGCCUGUGCUUAGUGCAACCUCAGAGCCAGCACUCUCUGAUCCUGCUUCUAGCGAAAUAUUAUCUCCUUCAACUCAGCUCUUAUUUUAUGAGGCCUCUUUCAAUACUGAAACCUUGCUACAAGCUCCCUUUCAGGCUUCUGAUGUUGACAACUUGCUUAAAACUGCUCUUCCAGCUGUGCCUAGUGAUCCAAUAUUGGCUGAAACCCCCAAGGUUGACAAAAUUAGUUCUACAAUAUUACAUCUCAUGGCAUCAAAUUCUGCUUUGAGUAAAAACAUGCUGCAGUCCACAUCUGCGCCAGUUUUUGAUGUAUCGCCUACUUCUCGUAAGCAAUCUGCUUCACUUCAAGGUGUAGCCAUUUCUUACGCAAGUAAGGAAUAUUUUGAACCAGUUUUGCUUAAAAGUGAAAGUCCCCAGCAAGCGGUACCUCCAUUGUACAGUAAUGAUGAGUUGUUCCAAACUGCCAAUUUGCAGAUCAGCCAUGCCUUUCCCCCACAAGUAAGGCAUGCGUUUGCUACUCCUGUUUUAUCAAUCGAUGUAUUGCCAAAUACACCUGUAAAUAAGCUGAUAUAUUCUGAUGACAUUUUCACCUCCACCCAAGGUUCUGUUUCUGAUGAGGUAUUUGCUGGUAUUCCAGCAGUUGUUUCUGAUACGCUUGUAUCCGCUGAUCAUUCUGUUCCUUUAGGAAAGGUGUAUGUUUCCAAUACAGCUGUUUCUCCAAACAGAGAUGGUUCUUUAACCACAACUAAAUUGCUGUUUCCUUCUAAAACAACUUCUUCUGAACUGACUCACAGUGCCAGUUCCGGUGCUGAUUUGGCAGGUGGAGGUGACGAUGGUGAUAUGGAUGAUUAUGAUGAUGAUGAUGAUGAUGACAGAGAUAGUGAUGGCUUAACCAUAAAUAAGUGUAUGUCAUGCUCAUCCUAUAGAGAAUCCCAGGAAAAGGUCAUGAAUAAUUCAGACACCCAGGACAACAGUCUUGUGGAUCAGGAUAACCUAAUCUCACAUUCACUAUCUAAGAAUUCUGAAGAAGAGCAUAAAGUCACAGGUGUAACCUCAGACAGUCAGACUGGUAUGGACAGAAGUCCUGACAAAAUACCACCAACAAAUGUGCUGCCCUCAAAGCACAAUGAUGCAAAGGAGGAGAACGACAUUCAGACUGAUAGUGCCCUGCUUCCUUUCACCCCAGAAUCCAAAUCGUGGGCAGUUCUUACAAGUGAUGAAGAGAGUGGAUCAGGGCAAAGUACUUCAGAUAGCCUUAAUGAUAAUGAGACUUCUACAGAUUUCAGUUUUCCAGAUGUUAAUGAAAGAGAUGCUGAUGGGGUCCUGGAAGCAGGUGACUCAGAAAUAACUCCUGGAUCCCCACAGUCCUCAACACCGUCUGUUACUAGUGGGCACGCAGAAAUGGCCAACGUUUCAGAGGCAGAGGCCAGUAAUAGUAGCCAUGAGUCUCGUAUUGGUCUAGCUGAGGGUUUGGAAUCCGAGAAGAAGACAGUUAUACCCCUUGUGAUCGUGUCAGCCCUGACUUUUAUCUGUCUAGUGGUUCUUGUGGGUAUUCUCAUCUACUGGAGGAAAUGCUUCCAGACUGCACACUUUUAUUUAGAGGACAGUACGUCUCCUCGAGUCAUAUCCACACCCCCAACACCUAUCUUUCCAAUUUCAGAUGAUGUUGGAGCAAUUCCAAUAAAGCACUUUCCAAAGCAUGUUGCUGACUUACAUGCAAGUAGUGGGUUUACUGAAGAAUUUGAGACACUGAAAGAGUUUUACCAGGAAGUGCAGAGCUGUACUGUUGACUUAGGUAUUACAGCAGACAGCUCCAACCACCCAGACAACAAGCACAAGAACCGAUACAUUAAUAUCAUUGCCUAUGAUCAUAGCAGAGUUAAACUUGCACAACUUGCUGAAAAAGAUGGCAAACUGACUGAUUACAUCAACGCCAAUUAUGUCGAUGGGUACAACCGACCAAAAGCUUACAUUGCUGCCCAAGGCCCACUGAAAUCCACAGCUGAAGAUUUCUGGAGAAUGGUAUGGGAGCAUAAUGUGGAAGUUAUCGUCAUGAUCACGAACCUCGUGGAGAAAGGAAGGAGAAAAUGUGACCAGUACUGGCCUACUGAUGGUAGUGAGGAGUACGGAAACUUUCUGGUCACUCAGAAGAGUGUUCAAGUGCUUGCCUAUUAUACUGUGAGGAACUUUACUCUAAGAAACACAAAGAUAAAAAAGGGCUCACAGAAAGGAAGGCCCAGUGGGCGGGUGGUCAUGCAGUAUCACUACACUCAGUGGCCUGACAUGGGGGUGCCAGAGUACUCCCUGCCAGUGCUGACCUUCGUGCGGAAGGCGUCCCAUGCCAAGCGCCACGCAGUGGGGCCUGUCGUUGUGCACUGCAGUGCUGGAGUUGGAAGAACAGGCACGUAUAUUGUGCUUGACAGCAUGUUGCAACAAAUUCAUCACGAGGGAACUGUCAACAUAUUUGGCUUCUUAAAACACAUUCGUUCACAAAGAAAUUACUUGGUGCAAACUGAGGAACAAUAUGUCUUCAUUCAUGAUGCACUGGUUGAGGCCGUACUUAGUAAAGAAACUGAGGUUCCAGAUAGCCAUAUCCAUGCCUAUGUCAAUGCUCUCCUCAUUCCUGGACCAACAGGCAAAACAAAGCUAGAGAAGCAAUUCAAGCUCCUGAGCCAGUCAAACAUACAGCAGAGUGACUAUUCCACAGCACUAAAGCAAUGCAACAGGGAGAAGAACAGAACGUCUUCCAUCAUCCCCGUGGAAAGAUCGAGGGUUGGCAUCUCAUCCCUGAGCGGGGAAGGCACAGACUACAUCAAUGCCUCCUAUAUCAUGGGUUAUUAUCAGAGCAAUGAGUUCAUCAUCACCCAGCAUCCUCUGCUCCAUACCAUCAAAGAUUUCUGGAGGAUGAUCUGGGACCAUAACGCCCAGCUGGUGGUUAUGCUUCCUGAUGGUCAAAACAUGGCAGAAGAUGAAUUUGUUUAUUGGCCAAAUAAAGAUGAGCCUAUAAAUUGUGAGAGCUUUAAGGUCACUCUGAUGGCUGAAGAACAUAAAUGUCUCUCCAAUGAGGAAAAACUUAUAAUUCAAGAUUUUAUCUUGGAAGCUACACAGGAUGAUUAUGUACUUGAAGUGAGGCAUUUUCAGUGUCCCAAAUGGCCAAAUCCUGAUAGUCCCAUUAGUAAAACUUUUGAACUCAUAAGUAUUAUCAAGGAAGAAGCCGCCAACAGGGACGGGCCCAUGAUUGUUCACGACGAGCAUGGAGGAGUGACGGCAGGAACUUUCUCUGCUCUGACAACCCUUAUGCACCAACUGGAAAAAGAAAAUUCCGUGGAUGUUUACCAGGUAGCCAAGAUGAUCAAUUUGAUGAGGCCAGGAGUCUUUGCUGACAUUGAGCAGUAUCAGUUUCUCUACAAAGCCAUCCUCAGCCUUGUGAGCACAAGGCAGGAAGAGAAUCCAUCCACCUCUCUGGACAGUAAUGGCACGGCGUUGCAGGAUGGAAAUAUUGCCGAGAGCUUAGAGUCUUUAGUUUAA